This is a messenger RNA of Nelumbo nucifera (sacred lotus), 1917 nucleotides long. Its product is annotated as multicopper oxidase LPR1 homolog 1-like. Gene Ontology annotation, molecular function: copper ion binding; oxidoreductase activity. Gene Ontology annotation, biological process: cellular response to phosphate starvation. NCBI's taxonomy places the organism in Eukaryota, Viridiplantae, Streptophyta, Magnoliopsida, Proteales, Nelumbonaceae. The record is from RefSeq and is a predicted model, not a curated record.
CGCUAGCUAUCUAGCCAGAAGAGAAAAGAUGAUGGCUAAGUUCUUGUUACUUAUCAUGUCGUCGCUACUGAUCGUCUCGUUUUGUAGCGGCGCCAACUCACCACCUCCGCCUCCUGUAACUGAUGCGACCCUAAUUCAAGUGGCCGGUUCUCUGCAAAUGUUUGUCGAUCCACUCCCACAGAUGCCCACCAUCUAUGGAUACAACAAUUCAUCUGGCACGCCUCAGCCCACCAGCAUCACCAUCGGCAUGUAYCAGAAACAAUGGAAAUUCCAUCGUGAUUUACCUCCAACGACUGUAUUCGCUUAUGGGACGUCAGCAGCUGACGCAACUGUACCCGGUCCCACAAUUGAAGCUCUGAAAGGGGUCCCAGUUUCCGUGACGUGGCAAAAUUUCCUCCCUCAAAACCACAUACUUCCCUGGGAUCCUACCAUCCCCACCGCUAUCCCUAUGAGCGGUGGGGUCCCAACGGUUGUCCACCUUCACGGUGGGGUCCAUGAUCCAACAAAUGACGGAAGCGCCUUUGCCUGGUUUACCGCCAAUUUCUCCGAGAUUGGUCCGGCCUGGACCAAACCUACCUACACCUACCCCAACGUCCAGCAUGCCGGGAACAUGUGGUACCACGACCAUGCACUGGGGUUGACACGUGAAAACCUCCUUGCAGGUCUCAUCGGUGCUUACAUCGUCCGUGAACCGGCCGUGGAACUUCCCUUGGACCUCCCAUUCGGAGCGGAGUUCGACCGAAGAUUUAUGAUCUUCGACCGGAGCUUCAACACGGAUGGUUCCCUUUACAUMAACAACACAGGCAUCAUCCCGUCGGUUCACCCACAGUGGCAACCGGAGUACUUCGGCCACGCCAUCAUCGUCAACGGGAAGGCCUGGCCAUUCAUGAACGUCCAGAGACGCAAGUACAGGUUCAGGAUGACCAACGCUGCAAAUGCGCGUUACUUCCACCUCUCGCUGAGCAACGGCGUCUACUUCACCCAAAUAGGAGCCGACGCCUCCUACCUCCCCGCACCCCUUCAGCUUCAGACUAUCCUCUUAGGCCCCGCCGAGACAGCCGAUGUCAUCAUCGACUUCUCAACUGCCACCGCCACCGAGAUUCUAAUGAACAACGACGCUCCCUACCCUUACCCCAACGGAGAUCCAGUGGAUAACCUCAACUCAAAGGUCAUGAAGUUCGUCAUCGCGACCGGAAACCCUUCUGUACCGGACAUCUCCACCAUCCCGACGAGUCUAGUGAGCUACCAGGGCUCCACGACAGAUCCCAUAGCUACGACAAGAUACCUUGCGCUGUACGAGUACACAGACCCUUCAGGGUCACCCACACACCUUUAUAUAAAUGGAAAAAGAGUUGAGGAUCCCGUAACAGAGACACCGAAAUCCGGCACUACAGAGAUAUGGGAGGUGAUCAACCUGACGGGCGAUAACCACCCACUGCACAUACACUUGGCUACGUAUCAAGCAACCAGGGUACAGCCACUCACAAAUGUGGACCAAUUCACCAGCUGCAUGACACAACAGUACGAUGCCCUCGCCUGCAACGUAACGUCCUACCUCUCCGGCCAGGUGCUUGACAUACCGGCAAACGAGAAGACAUGGAAGACGACCGUGAAGUUGGCCCCCGGAACUAUGACAACGGUGGUCGUCAAAUUUAACCUGGUGGAGACCAAUUCUCCAUAUCCAUUCGACCCUACCUUGGCACCAGGAUAUGCAUACCAUUGUCACAUUCUGGACCACGAAGACAAUGCAAUGAUCCGUCCAUUGGUGGUGUUACCAUGAUUAAUUUGAUGGAUGUCAAAGAGAGCAGAAAAGAAAAGAAACUCGCUGAUCAUUGUGCUUAUCGUUGUAGUCCUCUGCGUUGAUUUGUUGCUGAAAUGUGGUGAUCCAUCGAUAAUAAAUAUUUUGUGUGUAGAAUU